AUGGUAUGGGAGCUUGAAAACGAAGAGCUCGGUCUUCUCUGGCUGGCACAAGCGCGACUGCUGACUCAGGUAGCUGCGCUGUAUUUCGGACAGCCAAAGGCUUUCACCUACGCCCACCAUCUCGGCGCCUUGCUUGUCGCUCAAGCUCGGAGGAUGGAUCUCUUCUCAGCCGCAUAUUUUGACAAAGCUAUGCAAAGGCUACAACGCAUGAAAGACACUGCUUCAGAUGAGGAGCGUCUGGAGAUGUGGUUACAACUGGAGACACGUCGACGAUUAGCAUUCGGUAUAUUCCGCGGCGACAGCUACACUAAUCGACCUUCAGCUGCCAAUGUGCGACGCUGUAUGGCGAAGCAAGAAGAUGUCCCCUAG
Molecule: messenger RNA, 369 nt
Organism: Alternaria viburni
Lineage: Eukaryota; Fungi; Ascomycota; Dothideomycetes; Pleosporales; Pleosporaceae
Exons: 2
Coding region: 1-369 (122 amino acids)
Source: RefSeq, a predicted model, not a curated record